This is a messenger RNA of Triplophysa rosa, 3547 nucleotides long. RefSeq names its product major facilitator superfamily domain containing 11 (gene mfsd11). NCBI's taxonomy places the organism in Eukaryota, Metazoa, Chordata, Actinopteri, Cypriniformes, Nemacheilidae. The transcript has 14 exons. The record is from RefSeq and is a predicted model, not a curated record. Bases 316 to 1674 code for a protein of 452 amino acids.
UCGCGUUUUUCAUAUUAAAUAUAAAUUAAUUAGGUGUGCGGUGUUGAGUAAAAACUCCAUUACCCACAAACACCUUCGCAGACGAUUGUCGGGGUGUCGCGGUCAGCUGACGCCAGUCACAUGACAGACAGACAGACAGAGCAGCUUGUUCGUGAAGUAGGAAAGUAAUAUAUAUGCAAUUAUCACCUUUACAAAAUGUUUUCGUCAACAUCGGAAUCCUCUUGAUCGCCAUUUCUCUUACAUUAUGAAUUACCUGAUUACCAUCAUCGCACUAAACUAGCUGUCUCAGGUUGUCAUCGAGCUAAAAACGUCAAAAUGAGUCCAGAAGGGAAAGCCCUGCUCAACAUUAUUAUCCUGGGCUUGGGAUUCAUGGUUAUGUUCACUGCUUUUGGGACCUGCGGGAACAUUGAACAAACCGUGAUAAAGAGCUUUAAUAGCACUGAGUUUCAUGGAAGUGGAUACACAAGCAUGGCGAUUAUCUAUGCAGUGUUCUCUGCCUCAAACCUUAUCGCUCCCUCAGUGAUAGCCGUCAUUGGACCGCUAUUAUCUUUGUUUUUCGGUGGUCUUGUUUACAGCGCAUAUAUUGCUGUGUUCAUUCAUCCCUACACAUGGUCAUUCUACACAUUCUCAGUUUUACUUGGGAUCGCAGCUGCAGUGCUAUGGACAGCCCAGGGGAACCUACUAACCAUUAACUCUAAGGAUUCCACAAUAGGAAGAAACAGUGGAAUAUUUUGGGCAUUGAUGCAGUUUAGUUUAUUCUUUGGCAAUCUGUAUAUAUAUCUUGCAUGGCAUGGAAAGACUCACAUAACAGACAAGGAUCGUCAAACUGUCUUCAUCACACUUACGGUCAUCAGCCUAGUUGGCAGCUUCCUCUUUUUCCUGAUCCAGAGGCCAGACCCAGAACCGGCACCAUCUGAUGCCUCUGAGUCACUUCUUCCGACAGACAUCUCGGACAGUAGCUCAGUGGUAGCAUCUCAGGGUCUGGGCUCUCAAGCACUGGAUGCAUUCAAGAAAUCCAUACAACUAGCAGUGACCAAAGAGAUGCUGUUGCUGAGCAUUCCUUUUGCUUACUCUGGGCUCGAGCUGACCUUUUACAGUGGGGUAUAUGGGACAUGUUUAGGGGCCAUGUCUAAAUUUGGAGGCGACGCUAAGGGUCUCAUCGGCCUCUCAGGAAUUUUGAUUGGCGUUGGUGAAAUACUGGGAGGGGGAGUGUUCGGGAUCCUGGAUAAAUGUAACCGCUUUGGCAGAAACCCAGUGGUGUUUCUCGGAAUGGUUACCCAUUUUGUGGCAUUCUACCUUAUUUUCCUCAACAUAGCCAGCGAUGCUCCUGUGGCCCCAGAGGAAGGCACACAGAUGCAAGCUUACAUGCAGCCCAGCGUGCUUGUGGCUUUGAUAUGCAGUUUCUUGCUGGGCCUGGGUGACAGUUGCUUUAACACUCAGCUCAUCAGCAUUGUGGGUUUCUUGUUCCGGGAAGACAGCGCCCCUGCCUUUGCAGUCUUCAAAUUUGUACAGUCCAUCACAGCUGCUGUGGCCUUCUUCUACAGUAACUAUCUUCUCCUGCAAUGGCAGCUGCUCAUCAUGGUGCUGGUGGGCUUCUGGGGUACGGUAACUUUCUUUGUGGUGGAGUGGAUAGCUAUGAGCAGUCGAAGGAACUCUGAUCAUGGCAGUAUCUGAUUAGUACAGAAACUGACAGAAAUACUGUCACAGUAUCAUCCUUACAGGCCAUUUCUUCCUCUGGUUUAUCCUUUAGCCUUCUAAACUUGGGAAGCACCUAGUAUUACCUGGAUUCAUUCUUUCUAAAAGAAUCGGCGUCAUAGAUUAAUAUUCUUUACUUGCACAUGAAAAUAAGUUUACUCCUCUAAGGGCCUUUAAGGUUCAGCCUUUAAGGUUAAUGCUGUAACACAACGACAGUUUAUUUUUUAUAACAUUUGGACUGUGCAAUGCCAGUCACCAUGUGCUGGAAGAUUUAGAACAAUUUAGAUCGCACCAUCUUUCCAACAAUAUCAUAUAUUUUUGUUGGACAUUGAAAGUGUCAAAAUUGAUUGAGAGAAUAGCCAAGAAUGAAAUGUAUCAUCAUUUACUCAGCCUUACAUCAUUCCAAAUCCACAAGAUUUGUGCUAGUGAAACACACUAAGAGAAUAUUUGAAAAACAUGUUUAUGCAACUCGACUCUUCCAUACAACAUGUCUGUCAUGUUCUAAAAACAAAAUAAACUAAUAAUCACUAAAAAAUUGGGAAAAAAAGAGUAAAAGAUUUUGGUCAUAUCACAUGGAUGAACUACCAUCUUUCUGCAACUUGUUGUAAAACUAUGGAAAAGAGCCAAUGAUGGUUAGUUCAUAAAGUUUGGUUAAAAAUAUUCUCAUUUUGUGUUCCAUUAAAUGUAUAACAAGAUUAAGGUGAGUAAGUAAUUACUUAUUCACCUCUAGGUAAAUGUUUCAUGAAGUAAUUCAGUUGUUGUAGUGAAAUUAAGAGCAAAUGCAAUAAAUCACUGAGCUGUGGAAUAUCAUAUACAUGUACAUAUGCUGUGCAGUGCACUACAAAAAUGCAAAAUUUGUAUUUUUUUCACUAACUACAAAAUCAGCAUCAAAGUGAGACACUUGACAGCAUAUUUAAAGCAGUCAGUAAAUAGAUAUGGGUUCAUUGUUUCUUUGUUUUAAUAUUUUUGUCAGUUGACUUUUUUUAAAGAGAGCAUUUUUUUUUGCCAAAGAAUGAAGGACUCUUUAGCAGUUUGAGAUCUGUAUUUUGUUUAUUUGUCUGAACUGAUAUAUUGCAAGUCUGACUAAAUCUUUAGAAACAGACAGAUCAUGAAAAAUCUAAUUGCUUCCACAUUAAAAUCAAUUUGACAGCAUGUCAAAAGUAAAUAUAUAUCAGAGGAGAUUUGGAAAAAACAUUUGUUAUUAAUCAAUUGCAGUACAUGUACUGAGACCUAAUUUGCAUGAAAUUAGAUAUAUAUGCAUUGUUGUAUAGAACAUGCAUUGUUCUAUAAGUUUAACAGAAUCUGUUCAGUUUUACAUGUAAUUGUUUCAGGGCAAUCUACAGGAUUUUGAGGGAAAAUGUGAUAUGAAUAUCUGAUCUUAUACUUGAAUGUAUCUUACUGUAAAAAUGGUAAUGGCACCUGGAUUUCUUUUAAAAAAAAAUAUAUUUAUACAUGGGAUGAAAAAACUUUGUCAGCCUUUGAUUCUUAUGUCUAUGCUUUGCUGUUUAUUAUGCACAUUAUUGUGCUGCACAAAUGGUUUUUCAAGUUAAUAAAGGUUAAUCUUACUAAUCUUUUCUAUCAAAAAAAAUUCUCGAUCACAUUAAGAAAGAGGUAAGUCAAAGUAAAAACGUACUUCUGCUACUACAAAAUAUUUUCAUUAAUUGUACGCUUUCAGAAAAAAAAAUGCUGUCACUGUGAUUGUACUCUUUUAGGUGCCAUUUAAAGAUACAGAUUUGGUAACAAUAAAGGCACUGUUUAUGCCCUAGUUAGUUACUUAUUUAGUGUAAUAAUCAUGAUUUGUGGUAGGAUAAUUUAUGAGAUAUUCUCUGUAUGGGGGACCAAACCUGAAAUA